AUGUGGGAGCUGUCGACACCACGGGGUCUUCCCAACCCCGGCCCCAAGGGCGGUCGUUGCGUCAAGUCUUUCGAGGGCCACAGGGACUUUGUGCUGUCCGUGGCUCUAACACCCGAUGCCGCAUGGGUCAUGUCGGGCUCCAAGGAUAGGGGCGUGCAGUUCUGGGACCCCCGCACAGGUGCCACGCAGCUCAUGCUUCAGGGACACAAGAACUCUGUCAUCUCUGUGGCGCCAAGCCCAACCGGCGGGUACUUUGCUACGGGAUCGGGCGACAUGAGGGCCCGUAUCUGGUCGUACCGCAGCCUGCAGUAA
Molecule: messenger RNA, 312 nt
Organism: Verticillium alfalfae VaMs.102
Lineage: Eukaryota; Fungi; Ascomycota; Sordariomycetes; Glomerellales; Plectosphaerellaceae
Product: transcriptional repressor rco-1
Exons: 2
Coding region: 1-312 (103 amino acids)
Molecular function (GO): protein binding
Source: RefSeq, a predicted model, not a curated record